CAGACACACGGCAGCACGGAGGAACAACUACUACUGUGACUACUACUACUGCGAGUACUACUACUGCUACUGCGACUACUUUGUGUACUUGUGGCUGCGCUGUGGGGGAGCACAGAGGAGCACAGAGGAGCACAGAGGAGCACAGAGGAGCACAGAGGAGCACAGAGGAGCACAGAGGAGCAGAGACUUUAGAGGAAUGGCAGAGUGCGGCGCGUCCCAGGACCUGUCCCGAUAGUGACCAUGGCCGAGGCGAUCUGCUGUACUCUGGUGAACUGUAACUGUGACAGCUUCAAACCGGGGAAGCUGAAGCGGAGGCAGUGCGACAGCUGCAAACAUGGCUGGGUGGCUCACGCCCUGAGCAAACUAAAGGUGCACCACAUGUACCAGAGCAGCCAAGUGGAGAUCGUUCACUCCAACGUGGUGUUUGAUAUCUGCAGCCUGAUGCUGUACGGGACGCAGGCCGUCCCCAUACGCCUCAAAAUCCUCCUGGACCGUCUGUUCUCUGUGCUCAAACAGGAAGAGGUCAUCCAGAUCCUCAACGCUCUGGACUGGACUCUGCAGGACUACAUCCGCGGAUACGUGCUCCAGGAUGUCGCUGGUAAAGUUCUGGACCGUUGGGCCAUCAUGACGUUCGAGGAGGAGAUCGCGACGCUGCAGCAGUUCCUUCGCUUUGGAGAAACCAAAUCCAUCGUUGAACUGAUGGCGCUGCAGGACAAGGAGGGCCAGGCCGUGCUGGUCCCGAGCACGCGCACGAACUCCGACAUCCGCACUUUCAUCGAACGCAACACGCCGAGGACCACCGCCAACCUCACCGCCGCCAACGUGGAGAAGCUGAGCGGGAACAGCAUGCACCAUUUUGAGAACUUCAUCAACAGCAUGGCGUUUAUGCUUCCGUUCCAGCUCCUCGGAUCCGUCCCCGCCCCGUUUUUAGGCUCGCAGAACAGCGUGCUCCAACAACACCAGCAGCGCGGGUCCAUGGACAACCAAAGGCGAGAUGAAGCAAGUCGGGACAGUCUCGCCAACAACUCACUGACUCUUUCGCACACGAACGACGGCGGGCUCCUGGGGUCGGGCAUGGCUCCGUUCGGUUCCGAUUUGGAUUCUGACAAGCAGUUGGACGGUCUCCAAGGAAACGCAACCACGAAAAUCGAACCGGAGGAUUUUUCCACGAGCGAUAACUACUCAGAUGGACCCUCGACUCCCUGCACGCCUUCGCUGAGCUCAGAGGUAGCGCAGCUGUCGCCUGAGGGAAAGAUGCGCUCCCUAGAUAGAAACGGGCCAAGCGGCGGAGGUGCUGUUUUGACAAGCAACGGCGGGAUAGGAGCAGGGGGGGUUAGCUCGAUGAAGAAAGGCCGUGUGUUUUGCAACGCUUGCGAGAAAACCUUUUACGAUAAGGGCACUUUGAAAAUCCACUAUAACGCCGUUCAUCUCAAAAUCAAACACAAGUGCACCAUCGAGGGCUGUAACAUGGUUUUUAGCUCGCUACGUAGCCGCAACCGUCACAGCGCUAACCCCAACCCCCGCUUGCACAUGCCGAUGAACAGGAAUAACAGAGAUAAGGAUUUGCGCGGGAGCUUAUCCGCCGACGAGAACUCGCAAGAGAAACGGAACGAUUACGGAAGUCCGAUGUCAGACAAUCACAAGUCCAUGCCGAGUUAUAUGGUUAGCCAAGUCGACAGCGGAUCGAAGCUAAACUCGUCGUUUUCGAGUAUCGGACAAAGCGGGAUACUGUUUCCGAAUCUGAAAACGGUGCAGCCAGUGUUGCCGUUUUAUCGAAGUUUGGUGACGCCAGCCGAACUCGCGAAUACGCCGGGGACUUUGCCGUCUCUGCCGCUUUUGUCGUCGUCGGUUCCCGUAAAACCGACGCCGAUGCAAGAGCCGUGCGUGUUGGACCCGAUACCAAAGAAAAAGUCGCGCAAAUCGAGUAUGCCAAUCAAAAUUGAGAAAGAGACGAUGGAACUAAACAGUGAACUCAUGGAUAAAGGCGCCAGCUCCGAAGACGAGACGCUGCACGGGAAGGAGGAGUUUGACAAUCAUUUACUCGCCAGAAAAAGUGAAUAUGAAACUAUGGACAAGCAGAAUUUAGGCGACCAUUUUGACAAACAAGAUGGCCGACACAUUGAAACCGGAGUGAUCACUUGUGCGACGUCGCCGUUUGAAAAAUCAGAAAAAAUCUUAGCAAAUGACGAUGACGAAAAAGACGAAAUUAGUACGCACAAGAUUUCAGAGCACAGGUGGAACAACGGCGAACUGACCAACGGGAACUCGCCGCAGAACGUAGACCCGGAGAAAGACGAGCUCGACGAGUUUGGAGAUUCGAACGUGGACGAGGAGUCGGAGACGCCGCAUCACUGUGAGAUCUGCAACAAGACGUUCAAAAACACGUACAGCGCCAAAAUGCAUCAUCAGAGCGUCCACCUGAAGGACACGCACCUCUGCACCGUGGACGGGUGCAACGCCGCCUUCCCCUCGCGACGAAGCAGAGACAGACACAGCUCCAACCUGAACCUCCAUCACAAGCUCCUGACCAAAGACCCCUACAGCCCCCCGAGCGGCCGCUUCUCCCCGCUGUCCCUGUGCCGAGACCGCGACGCCGCCGACCGGGACUUCCCCCCCGACCCCCUGGAGCCGAGGGACCCGCUGACCCGCGACCCCGCCACCCAAACCUCCGUCAUCUUCACCCGACACAACCGGAUGGGCCUGGUCUACCCCAUGAGCAAGAUCUCCAGCAUCUCCAACCACAACUCCCCCGCACGAGACCCUUUGGACGAGGAGACAGGAGGCGGCGGGGAAGACGGCGCCGCUUUAGAUUUGAGCACUUCCUCUUACGGCGUCGUUCGGGGCGGCGGCGGCGGCAGCGCGAGGUCGUCUUGGGAUUCGGACGGAGCCGGGAGCGAGGAAGGGAUGGAGGAUUUAGACAUGCCGAUGGAGGACAGCGACGAAAGCUGCGACGGAAACGCGGGGAAGAACCAGGAGAUAUCGACCGACGGGACGAUGAACUGCGGCGGACACGUGGGAGGAGCCGCGCAGGCGAACGGGGCGGGGUCUCCCAUCACGUGCCACGUUUGUCAGAAAGUCUAUAGUAACAAGGGCACGUUCAGAGCACAUUACAAAACUGUUCAUCUGAGGCUGCUCCACAAAUGCAAAGUCCCCGGCUGUAACACGUCGUUCUCGUCCGUCAGGAGUCGAAACCGCCACAGCCAGAACCCAAAUCUACACAGGAACCUCCCGGUGAACUCAGGGCCCAACACGGACCAGGAGUAGAGCCUGAACACGCCACUGAACAUCUGGGUUAAUGUGUUUUGUGUUGAUGUUUGUAUGUUUUUGUAUUGUAAAGGCUCACCCGUCUGCACUUUCAUAUCCUUCGCCAAAAGACACAAACGAACCACCGCAUCUGAUCUUUUUAUACAGAUUUUUAAACGCAAUUCUCAAAUUUUUCAAGGCAAAGUAUUAUUAUUCAAAGAUCGGUACAACGCGGCACGAGAUGUUUACUCUAGACGUAGGAUUUUUAGAAUUUUAAGGAAUUUGCGGGAGACUUUUGUACGUUUCACGGUCCUGACAAUCACAGUUAUCUCUCAGAGUCUCACGGCGCGUUUUGGUGUUAACGCGUCGCAAUCGAAGUCGUUUUAAAGACGCCGAGUGACCCGAUGAUACUAUUACGACCAAAACGCUUUCUCAGUAGCAGCGACAGUGGCACAGAUGUUGAGCGUUUGCCGUUAUUCCAGAAGGCGGUCGGAUCAGAUCAUUCUAGAGGUUCAUGGUGUUGCGUUUACGUUUCAUUUUUGGUAAACGGUCACAUUUUUACGCGGCGUUUUUCACGUUUCAGAUGUUGGCGCGAGAUGGGUUAAGUGUCUUGCCCGACGACGCGAUGGCAUUCGUCCGUGGCAGCUCGAACGGUGACGCUUGUCGAGAUUCGGAGCGUUCGCCGACCUUCAGCGGAUCUGUGGACAAACGCUCUACCGCCUGAGCCACUGUCGUGCGUCGUCGUCUUCGCUUUGCCUGUUCAAUCACAGCGAUGUAAUGGACAGGAAGGGCAUCUAGCUUAAAAUCCUGCCAAAUCACUAUAACGUAUUUAUACUUGAGAUUUUAAAAUGCUGUUCAGGGCUGAAAAGAUGCAGACACGAGUUCUCCGGUGCAUCGUUUGGACGUUUGAGCUUCUCGUCGGUUCAAACUGGACAAUCCUUCACGUUACAGAGUUGUUUUUUUUCUUCUUCUUCACGUCUUUUAAAAACGAUAAAAGUCUCAGCGUCGGUUUGCCUUCCCGCCCCGCGCCCGUCCGUCGUGGUCCAGACGUUUCCGUUGUGAGUCCUCUGUGGUCGCUCGUGUUGUGUGUAAAGUGUUUUGGACUUUUUGAAGUAACUUUUUACACAUCGACGUUUCUUUUGGACGAAGAUUCUUUGGCUGAACAUCUUCCGUGUCGUGAUAACUUAUUGUACGGUGCUCGUCUUGUUUUGGUUGUUGCCGAUGUUGACCAAAGAUUUUGCCAUUCCACAGGUUUGUACAGAAAAUUCCCCUUUUUUGAGAGUACGGGGUCUGCAGUAUUAAAUAAAACAGCCCAGGUUUAUGCUAAAGCUGCACUGUGGAACUUUUCUGGUGGUGCGGGUGUGGCUUUUGUCUCCAUGGAGAUGACUUCGAGUAUCAUAGCAACCAAAGAGCCAAUCAGGAGCGAGGCUGUUGAAGGUAACGCCCUUAGCAACGCUGUCAAAUCAAACCUGUUGCUAUGACGCUAGGAAAGGAAGUGGAGCAGGAAGUGCGCCCACGAUCACUUCCUGUUUGUUACGCGGCGGCUAGCAGGUUAGCGACGUCCAUUUAUGUAAAGAGUCUACGGUUGUUUCUCUUUUAACGGCUCGAUCUUGCGUUAAAAAAAACUCUUUAGCUGCGUUCUUACUGUGAGAGCGCGCGCCUCUCCACAGAUCUGACUGACAGCCUCCCUGAGUAAAGUUCCACAGUGCAGCUUUAGGUGAGCACAGUGUUGAUGCGUUGGGCGUUUUGUAAAUAAAGUUGUGUUUGAGGAGCCGCUCGUGUUCACAUGUUCUUGUUCUUCUGUGGUACUUCCUGACUGACUGGACACGUCCCAAACUCUGACGCUUCUGCACAUUUCACAUCACAUUUCCACACGUUU
Periophthalmus magnuspinnatus is the source of this 5122-nucleotide messenger RNA. It is a transcript of the gene bnc1, whose product is annotated as basonuclin 1. The record is from RefSeq and is a predicted model, not a curated record. NCBI's taxonomy places the organism in Eukaryota, Metazoa, Chordata, Actinopteri, Gobiiformes, Gobiidae. Gene Ontology annotation, biological process: regulation of transcription by RNA polymerase I. Gene Ontology annotation, cellular component: nucleus. The coding region runs from base 241 to 3264 and encodes 1007 amino acids. The transcript has 5 exons.